CCUCAAGUUUCCGGGGAGAGCUAGAGCCCCAGGAGCCACAAGAUAAGGCGGGUUUGGCCGCAGAACCCAGGUGCCAGGCCUUUCAUUAGGACCCAUAGUUCUGACCUCAGCGAGCCGGGGCUUCUGCACUGAGGUAGGAGGGAUGCUGGCCAGCAGGUCAGCCAGUAGCUCUGGGAGAAAGGUUGCUGGGAUGGGGGGCUCUGUUGCCCUCGAAAUUACUUCAUUUCCUUCUACUUAUAUAGCCUACUGUCUGGGUUCCUGCUCUGUUGAGUAAAUGUUUCCUGACCCUCCCCAGGUGGUUGCUCAGUUUACAUCCCCCAAAGUUCCUCCAUUCAGGCCCUGGGGAGGUGUAGCAUCUCCUGAGGAGGGAGCAUUUUCUGAGGCUAACUGGGGAAGAUGGGAGAGGGGGGAUCCUGAUAGUUCCCAGUUCCUGGCUGGAGUCCCCAGACGAUGGACAAGCAGGCAGAAAAGUAAGGUAGGGGAGAGAGAAGAUCAGGGACAGAGGGCCCCUUCCUCCAUCCAGAGUCCACAAGGUUAACUCCUCAAUUCAGGGAUUAUCUCCUCCCCUAGGCUUACGCCAAGUGGCCCAGCACUGGAAAACCAGGAGCUCAGAGCACUGUGACCACAGAGACAUCUGCAUCUGCUCUAGGGGUGGCCAAGGCAGACUGCAGGCAGAUGGGGACAUGACGUGCUUGGGAGAGGCCACAGGGCAGAGGGCCACCCUCUAGGAGAAGCACCCCGGGCCCUCUCUCUUGGAGAGCAAAGCUAGGGGCAGGGGCAGAGCAACCCGGGUCCGCACCCUCGGAGCAGUGGGGGUAGAGAGAGGGGCAGGGGCAGAGGGACCCUGCAGUGGGAGGCAAGUGGGCACACACGACAGAGGGCCGGCUCAGCCCGCCGGGUUGCCCUCGGGGCUGGGGGCCGGAGGGCCUUGCUGCCCCCUGCCGUCGCGCUGCGUCGCGGCUCUCCCCGCACGAGUCGUAAGGUCCUGUGACUCUCCAUCACCCACUCGCGAGACCACGCCGCCAGGUGGCCUAAGUCGACUGUCCGGACCCCAUCGUCGCCCUCGGCCCAUUGCCCGCCCCUCUCAGGCUCUCGAGACCGGCCCCUGCCUGCGCAGCAUGCGGCCCGCGGACCUCGAGGGUCCCCGUGCGCUCGGCGGGCGCCCUCUGCUGCGUCUGCUGCUCCUGCUGUCGCUGCUGCCAAGGCCAGUAACCCGCGCUCAGACCACUCCGGGCACCCCAACCACGCCGGGCACCCCCAGGGCCUCGACAGCGCCAGGCACCCCCAGCACUCCAAGUCUGCGGGAGCGCGCGCGGGCCCUGAUGCGGGACUUCCCACUCGUGGACGGCCACAAUGAUAUGCCCCUGGUCCUGAGGCAGUUUUACCACAACAGGCUGCAGGAUGUUAAUCUGCACAAUUUCAGCCACGGCCAGACCAGCCUGGACAGGCUUAGAGAUGGUCUCGUGGGUGCCCAGUUCUGGUCAGCCUACGUCCCAUGCCAGACCCAGGAACGAGAUGCAGUGCGCCUCACACUGGAGCAAAUUGACCUCAUCCACCGUAUGUGUGCCUCCUAUUCUGAGCUGGAGCUUGUGACCUCGGUUAAAGCUCUGAACAGUACCCGAAAGUUGGCUUGCCUCAUUGGUGUGGAGGGUGGCCACUCGCUGGACAGUAGCCUCUCCAUCUUGCGUACCUUCUAUGUGCUGGGUGUGCGCUACCUGACACUCACCCACACCUGCAACACGCCCUGGGCAGAGAGCUCAGCUAAGGGCAUCCACUCCUUCUACGACAAUGUCAGCGGGCUGACCAGCUUUGGUGAGAAGGUGGUGGUGGAAAUGAACCGCCUGGGCAUGAUGGUAGACUUGUCCCAUGUCUCAGAUGCCGUGGCACGGCGGGCCCUGGAAGUGUCACAGGCACCUGUGAUCUUCUCUCACUCAGCUGCCCGGGGUGUAUGCAAGAACGCUCGGAAUGUUCCUGAUGAUAUCCUGCAGCUUCUGAAGAAGAAUGGUGGCAUCGUGAUGGUGUCGUUGUCUGUGGGGGUGCUGCAGUGCAACCUGCAAGCCAACGUGUCCACUGUGGCAGAUCACUUCGACCACAUCAGGAAAGUCAUUGGAUCCAAGUUCAUUGGGAUUGGCGGAGAUUAUGAUGGGGCCGGCCGGUUUCCUCAGGGACUGGAGGACGUGUCCACAUACCCGGUACUGAUAGAAGAGUUGCUUAGUCGUGGCUGGACUGAGGAAGAGCUUCAGGGUGUCCUUCGUGGAAAUCUGCUGCGGGUCUUCAAAGAGGUAGAACAGGUACGAGAGGAAAACAAGAGGCAAAGGCCCUUGGAGGACGAGUUCCCGGAUGAGCAGCUGGGCAGCUCUUGCCGCUCUGUCCUCCCGCAUCUGCAUCAGAGACAGUAUCUGACUCUGGACCAGAAAUUAACCAAGACUCCGAUGCAUUGGAUGCCCAAGUUAUUACCUAAGAAGUCAUUCUCAAAAUCCUCCCCCGACAUGGCCCCAGGCCUCACCGUUAUUGCUGCCUUCCCAGUCCUUAUUCUGUGGCUCUGGUGACCCACUUAAUCCUGCCAGAUGUCACUUUGGCAGCCAUGGACACCCCACAAAGUUCCCCUGUUGUGCAGGCUCAAACAUUUCCCGAAAAUAAAUGUUUUAG
Messenger RNA from Diceros bicornis minor, 2649 nucleotides. Its product is annotated as dipeptidase 2-like. Lineage: Eukaryota; Metazoa; Chordata; Mammalia; Perissodactyla; Rhinocerotidae. Gene Ontology annotation, biological process: proteolysis. The transcript is spliced from 10 exons. Gene Ontology annotation, molecular function: metallodipeptidase activity. The record is from RefSeq and is a predicted model, not a curated record. Bases 1119 to 2549 code for a protein of 476 amino acids.